This is a messenger RNA of Thalassophryne amazonica, 7122 nucleotides long. RefSeq names its product cingulin b (gene cgnb). Gene Ontology annotation, cellular component: myosin complex. The record is from RefSeq and is a predicted model, not a curated record. NCBI's taxonomy places the organism in Eukaryota, Metazoa, Chordata, Actinopteri, Batrachoidiformes, Batrachoididae.
GCGUUGCUCCAAUGAGAUGCGAGCUGCGGCGGGACGAGGAGCCGACAGGCAACAGGUUGCGCUGGAAGAGACGCGCUCGCUUCCUCGGCAACAUCUUGUCAUCUUUGGUGUAUUUUUACUGCUGGUGUGAGCACACGGUGGGUUGACGGACGCAGAGGAAUACUCCGAGGUGCAGCAUUCUCACAGAAUUCACCAGCAAGUGAGCAUGAGCACUCUGCCCAGCGACAAGAAGCAGCUCGUGGACUACGGCGUUCAGAUCCGCUUCAUCAACGAUCUCCAUGACACCGGCGGAGGUUAUUCUGAAAAGUCUAGAGCAAGCAACAGCGCAAUUCUCUCUAAUAAGUAUGGAGUGGCAGUGCGGGUUCAAGGGAUCUCUGGACAGCCUUAUGUGGUCCUGAAAGAUGGCAGUAAAGGUGACUCAUAUGGAGUUCAGCUAAACGGACCAAACCCCAGCUCGGGGCCCCCUUCACCCUACGACAGCUUCCCCAAAAGUAGAGACCGGGUAGAUCUUCCAAACCCCUAUGGUCCUGUUGCAAAGACAGCAAGCUCUCCUGCUCCUCCAGCAGAGGAUGAGGUCCAAGAGAUUUUUGGGAGCCCUCUUAAGCGACCUCCAGGUGAUGGGCAAGCAGGCACGCAAGUAGAGGAGGAGGGUGGAGCUGUACGAGGAGGACAGGUGGAGAGGAUGAAGCCCGAGCCCCAACUCAAAGCAAAGGAAAUGGAGACACGUCUGACCGAGUGGAGCAGAAAGGAUGAGGAGUACAAUGAGGCAGGACUGAAACCUGUCAAAUUAACAGGUGCAGGGUCAAGAGGGGUCAACCAAAAUGGUGCUGACUCCUUGUUAGAAUCUUUCCCAGACCCACCCACCCCAGUGUCAAAGGAUGAAGUACCUGCCCCAGCCAUCGACACAAACUCCCUCGCUCCUAUCAACAAACUCAUAAGCAAGUUCAACAGCGGCUCACCGGGUGGUGGCACACAGACCAGGGGGCGCUCUGGAGCAAGGCAGCGGCUCAAAUUUGACCAGCAGAGACGGUCCAGAAGUCUUGACGCAAGACAAGAAGUCAAGGCUCCCAGUCCGGUGUCCCCUCCCUCUUCCCUGUCUUCCAUUCUGAAUCCCUACGGACUCUGUCACUCCCUUUCUGCCUUUUCCAAUUCGUUGACAUCGUCUGCCUCAGUGAGCGGUAGCCUGAAAAGAAGCCCUGUAUCCGUUUCCAAGGUGACUGGACAUGAGGCACUCAAGAUGAGCUUUAAGUCACCAGGGACGUUUGUUACCAAGGACACCCCUCCAGCUGUAGUAAAGAAGCCUGAGAUACCUCAGAAGAGUCCAUCUAAAAACAAUGAAGUCAUGCUUCAAGAGGAAGCACAAACCAAACAAGUUAUUUAUAACAUUCUCAAAGAGGGCACCAGUGAGAGUGAAGGAUCCCUGAAGAGAAAAACCGACCUUGUCUACAAGGCCACCAACAAUCAUAAGGAUUCACUCCUUCACCCUCCACAAGCUUACACUUUGUGUCUGUGUGCAUGUGCACGUGCACAGAAAGGAGGAUCUGACAGGACCCUGAAUGACGAGAAGCUCCAGGAUCUCCAGAAACAUCUCAGUCACCUGAAGAUCGAGCUGCAGCUGGUUAUUUCUCCUGGCAUUUGUCUGAUUGCUUGUCAAGUUGAUGAGUUCGGGGUUUGUGGUGGUGAUUAUGUGUGCAGGCUCAGCGAGGAGCGAAUGGCCAGAGUGAGCUCAGAGUCUCGUUUGCACCACCAGGAAGACCAGCUGGCUGAGCUGCAAGACCAACUAAGGAGAGUUUCGGGAAUCUCACCACACACAGAUUCACUGCAGACGGAUGUGAUGACUCUGCAGGCAGAGUUGGCUGAGGCUGUGCUGCUACGUCAGCGCCAGGAGGAGACGCUGCGGCAGCGUGAGCGUGAGCUGACGGCCUUGAAGGGGGCGCUGAAGGAGGAGGUGGAGUGUCACGACAAGGAGAUGGAGGCGCUGAGGGAGCAGUACAGCCAUGACAUGGAGAACCUGAGGAAGACCAUGGAGCAGGUCACACAGUCACAAGAGCAGAUAGAAGAGGAGAGGGAGAAGGUGAACGUCUCCAUGGUGUCCCUGGAGGAGGAGCUGCAGACCUGCAGAAAUCAGGGAGUAGAGUGGAAGACGGACCUGGAGGCGACCACGCAGGAGCUCCAAGACACCAGACAGGAGCUGCUGAACGCUUGUCUGGAGAAGGAGAAAAUUGAGGAGGCGCUGAAGGAGCUUCAGGAUUCUCAGUCAGCCACAAAGAAACAAAUUCCUGCUUCUGAUGUUAAUCUUUCUUCUCUGAAGAAGGAGCUUCAACGUUGCCAUGACGAUCUGAAGCAGGCUCGCACAGACCUGGACAAACAGAAGGCCGAGUUGGACGAAAAGCGUGAGGCACUUGUGGCCCUGAAGAAGGCAAGCGGCGAGCGGGAGGCAGAGCUUCUGUCUGAGAUCAGCAGGUUGAAGGAGCAGAAACAUCAGGAAGAGCUGGAAAAGUCAUCAGAAAAGAUAAAGGAGUCAUCACCUGGGUCCUCAGGAAGGACCGUGGUGGAUCAUGGCACAGUGGAGCUUCAAGAAGCAAACACUCGCCUCAGAGAGAGGUUGGCUCGCAUGCGUCACUCCAGUGUGUCACGGAGCUCAGAGGCUGAGGAGACUGUGGAAGCCCUGGAGGAUGAGAACCGCUCCCUGAAGUCUCAGCUGGAGGAGGCCAAGAGAGGAACAGGUCGCCUGAGCAAGGAGAUGGAUGAACUGACGCGGCGACUGGAGGAGAGGGACCUGGAGCGGGAGGCGCUGCGCAGGGGCAAGACUGACCUGGAGGAGCAGAAGAGGCUUUUGGACCGAGCACUGGAGAAGAUUAACAAAGAUAUGGAGAUAAUGAUGGGAGACUCCCGUCAGUCUGUGUCGGCACUGCAGGCACAACUGGAUGACUACAGGGAGCGUUCGAGGAAAGACCUGCUGGAGGCGCAACGCAACAACAAGGACAGACUGGCUGAGCUGCAGAGGGUCCAGAACAACCUGAAGAGUCAGCAGGAGGAGGUUUCUCGGCUGAAGAAGGAGCUGCUGGUGUGCGUCGAGGACAGAGACAGCGCGCAGCUGGAGAGAGACCUGCUCAACAACCACCUCAAACACCUGGAGGAGGAGCUGGAGUCUGAGAAGAGCGUCCACAACGACCGCUCCAGGGAGGUCAGAGGCCUGGAGGAAAAGAUUAAGGCCCUGGAGAUGGAGUUGGAUGAGGAGAGGAGCAGCGUGGAGCUUCUGAACGACCGCGUCUCACGCAGCAGAGAUCAGGUGGACCAGCUUCGUACAGAGCUCAUGCAAGAACGUUCAGCGAGACAUGACUUGGAAAUGGACAAGAGCUCGCUUGAGAGACAAAUGGCCAGUAAAGGUGACUCAUAUGGAGUUCAGCUAAACGGACCAAACCCCAGCUCGGGGCCCCCUUCACCCUACGACAGCUUCCCCAAAAGUAGAGACCGGGUAGAUCUUCCAAACCCCUAUGGUCCUGUUGCAAAGACAGCAAGCUCUCCUGCUCCUCCAGCAGAGGAUGAGGUCCAAGAGAUUUUUGGGAGCCCUCUUAAGCGACCUCCAGACCCACCCACCCCAGUGUCAAAGGAUGAAGUACCUGCCCCAGCCAUCGACACAAACUCCCUCGCUCCUAUCAACAAACUCAUAAGCAAGUUCAACAGCGGCUCACCGGGUGGUGGCACACAGACCAGGGGGCGCUCUGGAGCAAGGCAGCGGCUCAAAUUUGACCAGCAGAGACGGUCCAGAAGUCUUGACGCAAGACAAGAAGUCAAGGCUCCCAGUCCGGUGUCCCCUCCCUCUUCCCUGUCUUCCAUUCUGAAUCCCUACGUGACUCCUGUCACUCCCUUUUCUGCCUUUUCCAAUUCGUUGACAUCGUCUGCCUCAGUGAGCGGUAGCCUGAAAAGAAGCCCUGUAUCCGUUUCCAAGGUGACUGGACAUGAGGCACUCAAGAUGAGCUUUAAGUCACCAGGGACGUUUGUUACCAAGGACACCCCUCCAGCUGUAGUAAAGAAGCCUAAAGGAGGAUCUGACAGGACCCUGAAUGACGAGAAGCUCCAGGAUCUCCAGAAACAUCUCAGUCACCUGAAGAUCGAGCUGCAGCUGGCACACGAUGAGCUCAGCGAGGAGCGAAUGGCCAGAGUGAGCUCAGAGUCUCGUUUGCACCACCAGGAAGACCAGCUGGCUGAGCUGCAAGACCAACUAAGGAGAGUUUCGGGAAUCUCACCACACACAGAUUCACUGCAGACGGAUGUGAUGACUCUGCAGGCAGAGUUGGCUGAGGCUGUGCUGCUACGUCAGCGCCAGGAGGAGACGCUGCGGCAGCGUGAGCGUGAGCUGACGGCCUUGAAGGGGGCGCUGAAGGAGGAGGUGGAGUGUCACGACAAGGAGAUGGAGGCGCUGAGGGAGCAGUACAGCCAUGACAUGGAGAACCUGAGGAAGACCAUGGAGCAGGUCACACAGUCACAAGAGCAGAUAGAAGAGGAGAGGGAGAAGGUGAACGUCUCCAUGGUGUCCCUGGAGGAGGAGCUGCAGACCUGCAGAAAUCAGGGAGUAGAGUGGAAGACGGACCUGGAGAAGGAGAAAAUUGAGGAGGCGCUGAACGGAGCUUCAGGAUUCUCAGUCAGCCACAAGAAAACAAUUCCUGCUUCUGAUGUUAAUCUUUCUUCUCUGAAGAAGGAGCUUCAACGUUGCCAUGACGAUCUGAAGCAGGCUCGCACAGACCUGGACAAACAGAAGGCCGAGUUGGACGAAAAGCGUGAGGCACUUGUGGCCCUGAAGAAGGCAAGCGGCGAGCGGGAGGCAGAGCUUCUGUCUGAGAUCAGCAGGUUGAAGGAGCAGAAACAUCAGGAAGAGCUGGAAAAGUCAUCAGAAAAGAUAAAGGAGUCAUCACCUGGGUCCUCAGGAAGGACCGUGGUGGAUCAUGGCACAGUGGAGCUUCAAGAAGCAAACACUCGCCUCAGAGAGAGGUUGGCUCGCAUGACGAAGCGUCACUCCAGUGUGUCACGGAGCUCAGAGGCUGAGGAGACUGUGGAAGCCCUGGAGGAUGAGAACCGCUCCCUGAAGUCUCAGCUGGAGGAGGCCAAGAGAGGAACAGGUCGCCUGAGCAAGGAGAUGGAUGAACUGACGCGGCGACUGGAGGAGAGGGACCUGGAGCGGGAGGCGCUGCGCAGGGGCAAGACUGACCUGGAGGAGCAGAAGAGGCUUUUGGACCGAGCACUGGAGAAGAUUAACAAAGAGAUGGAGAUAAUGAUGGGAGACUCCCGUCAGUCUGUGUCGGCACUGCAGGCACAACUGGAUGACUACAGGGAGCGUUCGAGGAAAGACCUGCUGGAGGCGCAACGCAACAACAAGGACAGACUGGCUGAGCUGCAGAGGGUCCAGAACAACCUGAAGAGUCAGCAGGAGGAGGUUUCUCGGCUGAAGAAGGAGCUGCUGGUGUGCGUCGAGGACAGAGACAGCGCGCAGCUGGAGAGAGACCUGCUCAACAACCACCUCAAACACCUGGAGGAGGAGCUGGAGUCUGAGAAGAGCGUCCACAACGACCGCUCCAGGGAGGUCAGAGGCCUGGAGGAAAAGAUUAAGGCCCUGGAGAUGGAGUUGGAUGAGGAGAGGAGCAGCGUGGAGCUUCUGAACGACCGCGUCUCACGCAGCAGAGAUCAGGUGGACCAGCUUCGUACAGAGCUCAUGCAAGAACGUUCAGCGAGACAUGACUUGGAAAUGGACAAGAGCUCGCUUGAGAGACAAGUGAAGGAGUUAAAAUCUCGCAUAGCAGAUAUGGAGGGACAAUCCCGGCCCUCACCCGGACUCUCCCUGCUGGAAAACAAAAUCCAGGAGUUGGAGGAGAGAUUGCACAGUGAGGAAAGAGAAAAGGCCAGUAUCCAGUCGUCUCACCGACGAAUGGAGCGCAAGCUGAAGGAGCUUAAUGCCACAUUGGACCAGGAGAGAAACCAGCACAUUGAGCAGAAAGAUCAGCUGUCUCUGCGUGUGAAGGCCUUGAAGCGGCAGGUGGAUGAAAGUGAGGGCGAGGUGGAGCGCCUGGAAGGAGUCCGUCGAAAGAUCAUCAGGGACCUGGAGGAGCAGCAGGAGCUGAAGGAGGCCCUGCAAGCCAAAGUAGCAGCCCUGGAGGCGGAGCUAAAGCGACGGAUGCAGCAGACGCAUCGUUCGGCUGUAGGCGCCUCCACUUUCAGCUCUGAUGACGAGGACAGUUUGUACGACACCAACAUCACCUCCAUCCUUAACGAGAGCCACCUACAGACCACCAGCUGCUAGAUGAAAAACCAAGGUGACGUGACAGGCAGAGCUAUAAAAAGAUUCUUCUUUUUUCACAUCAGACUGGAGCACCAAGGACUCGCUGGUUUGGAGUACUCUACCGCCGUGCACCAACCUGCACAUGCAGCCCUGCCUCUUUCCAUUCUGACUUGUAUGUGUUCGUACAGGACAGGUUGUCAGAAUGUGCAGGGUUUUUUGUUUUAUUUCUUGAGCCUUUGGCUGUGACUGUGAGUGCUUCCUGACUCUUUGAGCCACUGUUGCUCAUUUGUUGGAAAUGAAUGUUUCGACUGUAUAUGAUCCAGCUGUACACUGUUUAAUUAAAAAGAAAAAUGGUGCGUUUUCUGUGUGCCUCCAUGUGAAGAGGCGUCAGUGUUGUCAGCAGCUCCUGGACUUGGUGUCUUUCUAUGUGAAACGUGCUGUGACGUCUUCUUCACCUUUAACUGUGACUGAUGGAUCAUGUCUAACUGAGCCUACUGUAUAUUUUUACACUGUAUUAACUGUGCACAGCCUGACAAUCUCACACACAGGCAGCAGCCACAUGAAACCCUCAGACAUGAACAUCCUGUGAAUUUAUCUAAUUUCUCGUGUGCAUGUUUUUAAUGAAGUGCCUUGGACAAAAAAAGGUUGUGUGUGUUUGUUACACUGGAAGUUGUUUGCUGCUGUAAUGAUUUAAGUAGUAUUUGACAGACUCGCCUGCGCUCGCUGCUGUACAUUCCUGCAAAAGAAGAACUUGGAUUUGUAAGUGUUGCACUUGUUUUUAUUAUUGCACCUGGAUUUAAUGAAUCUCUAAUAAUGUUACAUUAUAAAGGCGGCACCUUUUAAAGUUG